Messenger RNA from Rattus norvegicus (Norway rat), 939 nucleotides. RefSeq names its product olfactory receptor family 1 subfamily J member 13C (gene Or1j13c). The coding region runs from base 1 to 939 and encodes 312 amino acids. Gene Ontology annotation, molecular function: olfactory receptor activity; G protein-coupled receptor activity. The transcript has a single exon. Gene Ontology annotation, cellular component: membrane; plasma membrane. Lineage: Eukaryota; Metazoa; Chordata; Mammalia; Rodentia; Muridae. Gene Ontology annotation, biological process: G protein-coupled receptor signaling pathway; signal transduction; detection of chemical stimulus involved in sensory perception of smell. The record is from RefSeq and is marked reviewed.
AUGACACAGGAUAAUGAGAGCACUGUGUCUGAUUUCAACCUCCUGGGGCUCCCCAUUCGGGCAGAAGACCAAGGUGUGUACUCUGUCCUGUUCCUGAUCAUGUACCUGACAACUGUACUGGGGAACCUGCUCAUCAUUCUGCUUAUCAGGCUGGACCCUCACCUCCACACCCCCAUGUACUUCUUCCUCAGCCACUUGGCUCUCACAGACAUAUCUUUCUCAUCAGUCACAGCUCCAAAGAUGCUCAUGAAUAUGCUGACACACAGUCAGUCCAUCUCAUAUGCUGGGUGUGUUUCCCAGGUAUAUUUUUACAUAGCUUUUAGUGAUCUUGACAGCUUUCUUUUGACUUCCAUGGCCUAUGAUAGGUAUGUGGCUAUCUGCCACCCUCUGCACUAUAACACCAUCAUGAGUCAGAACCUCUGUGUUCUUCUAUUAGUUAUGUCCUGGGCCUUAUCUUCUGCUAAUGCUCUUGUACACACCCUUCUCUUAGCUCGCCUAUCUCACUUUAGAAACAAUACCAUCUCCCACUAUUUCUGUGAACUCUCUGCGUUGCUGAAGCUGUCCAGUUCAGACACCACCAUCAAUAAGAUGGUCAUCCUGCCUUUAGGUACUGUAGUCAUUACCUUACCAUUUGUAUUAAUUCUGGUCUCUUAUGGCUGCAUAGGAGUCACAAUUCUGAAAAUUCCCUCUAUCAAUGGAAUCUACAAAACCUUGUCCACGUGUGGCUCUCAUCUCUGUGUGGUUUCUUUGUACUAUGGGGCCAUCAUUGGACUAUAUUUUGUCCCCUCAUCUAAUAACACUAAUGACCAGGAUGCCAUUGUUGCUGUGAUAUAUACUGUGGUCACACCAAUGUUGAAUCCCUUUAUUUAUAGUCUCAGGAAUCGGGAUAUGAAAGGAGCACUGAAAAAUAUCCUCAGCAGGAGACUGUGUUCACAGUGA